This is a messenger RNA of Neoarius graeffei (lesser salmon catfish), 3219 nucleotides long. It is a transcript of the gene rad21b, whose product is annotated as RAD21 cohesin complex component b. NCBI's taxonomy places the organism in Eukaryota, Metazoa, Chordata, Actinopteri, Siluriformes, Ariidae. Gene Ontology annotation, cellular component: synaptonemal complex; cohesin complex. The coding region runs from base 203 to 2107 and encodes 634 amino acids. Gene Ontology annotation, molecular function: chromatin binding; protein binding. The transcript is spliced from 14 exons. Gene Ontology annotation, biological process: synaptonemal complex assembly; replication-born double-strand break repair via sister chromatid exchange; mitotic sister chromatid cohesion. The record is from RefSeq and is a predicted model, not a curated record.
UGGUGCACGCGCGGAGACAGAGCGGACAGACAGAGCGGCGCCAUUUUGUUUGUUUUAUAGAAACUCUAGCUUUACUGUAGGAGGAGGGAGGAGAGAGAGAGAGAGAACCCUGGGUACGGUGGCCAAAUAAGGAAAGCUACGAUAGGAGCGUUUCUUUGUUUGGCGUCCCCCGCCACCUCACUUGUGAGAAGGUGCUGGGACGAUGUUCUACGCCCACUUUGUCCUCAGUAAACGUGGGCCUCUGGCCAAAAUCUGGCUGGCGGCCCACUGGGACAAGAAGCUGACCAAGGCACAUGUGUUUGAGUGCAACUUGGAGAGUAGUGUCGAGAGCAUCAUAUCACCAAAGGUGAAAAUGGCUCUGCGCACAUCUGGUCACUUACUUCUGGGCGUUGUGCGGAUAUAUCACAGAAAAGCCAAAUACCUGCUUGCUGACUGCAAUGAAGCUUUUAUAAAGAUCAAAAUGGCCUUUCGUCCAGGUGUGGUGGAUCUGCCUGAGGAGAACCGGGAAGCAGCCUAUAAUGCCAUCACCUUACCUGAGGAGUUCCAUGACUUUGACCAGCCGCUUCCAGACCUGGAUGACAUCGAUGUUGCCCAGCAGUUUACCUUGAAUCAGUCUCGUGUGGAGGAAAUCACCAUGCGGGAGGAGGUGGGCAACCUGAAUUUACUGCAAGAAAAUGACUUUGCUGAUUUUGGAAUGGACGAUCGAGAGAUGAUGCGGGAGGAGAGUGCGUUUGAGGUGGACAUCAUCCACGGAGCUUCUGCCUCCAACCUGCUGCUGGAACCAGAGUCUGCCAGCGGUCAGAUGGCAGAUAAAUCCAACCACCUGGAGUAUGACCAAUACAAAGACGACUUUGGGGACAAUCCAAUGGAGAGCACCGAGGGAGGCAUGCUAGUGGACAAGCUCCUCAGUAAUGAGGAUGGGGGUGGCAUUUUCGAUGACCCACCUGCCAUUACUGAAAAUGUCAUGAUGCCACAGGAUCAUGGUGGAGAUGACGACGAUGAUUUUGACAACCUGUCCCCAGCAGGAGGUCCAGACAGUCCAGACUCUGGGCCUGUGGAGCAGCUUCCCACCAUGACAGACCAGACAGAGCAGACCACACUGGUGCACAACGAAGAGGAGGCCUUCGCCCUAGAGCCUAUCGACAUCACAGUGAAGGAGACCAAAGCUAAGAGGAAGAGGAAAUUGAUUGUGGACAGUGUAAAGGAACUAGACAGUAAGACCAUCCGAGCUCAGCUGAGUGACUACUCGGACAUUGUCACCACUCUGGACUUGGCUCCCCCGACUAAGAAGCUGAUGAUGUGGAAGGAGACAGGAGGGGUGGAGAAGCUCUUCUCCCUGCCUGCUCAGCCACUGUGGAAUAGCAGGCUCCUUAAGAUGUUUACACGGUGCCUGACUCCUCUCGUGCCAGAAGAGCUGAGGAAGAGGAGGAAGGGAGGAGAGGCUGACAGCCUAGAUGAAUUUCUCAAAGACCUGGAGAACCCAGAGGUGCCUCGAGAGGAAGCUCUGGCUCAGAGAGACAUAAUUGACCAGACCAUCCUCGAGGAGCCCAGUGUGUUGCAGGCCUCUGCCAUGGAGGGCAGUCGCACUCAGGACGAGUCAGUCAUGCCUCCUCCCUCCAGCCACCGCGGCCAGAAGCGCAAGGUCCAGGACACAGAGCCUGCUCUGCCCAUGCUGGAGGAUGACCGUUCUUCUAUCGUGUCCUCACGGCUCAAUGUGCAACAAGUCGAGCUCCCUCCAGAAGAACCACCUAACAUUGCCCAGCUCAUCCCUGAGCUCGACCUGCUUGUGGAGAAGACCAAGGAGAAAAAGGAUGAUGAAGAAGAAGAGGAGGAGGAGGAGGGUCAAGGUGGAGACCUAGAUCAGGAGGAGAGGCGAUGGAAUAAGAGGACACAGCAGAUGCUACAUGGCCUGCAGAGGGUGCUUGCCAAGACAGGAGCAGAAUCAGUCAGCCUGCUAGAACUUUGCAGGAACAACAACAGGAAGCAGGCAGCAGCCAAGUUCUACAGCUUCCUUGUGCUGAAAAAGCAGCAGGCAGUGGAGCUGACACAGGCAGAGCCUUACAGCGACAUCAUUGCCACUCCUGGUCCCAGAUUUCACAUCAUAUAAACCAUCACACCAUACAGUCAAAUGACAUUACACUGGCAGGUUUUGUUCGUUUUUUUGUUGUUGGUUUUUUUUUUUCGUAAAUGAUGUGUUACAUUUCUCUGUCUGUAUUUUAUGUAACAUAUACAGUAUGUGACAUCUGUAUCUCAAGUAGAAGAUAAAUUUUUAUGGCUCUUCUGAUGAGGUUUUGGAUCUUCGGUUUAAUAUAGAAUCAUGUUGAAGUUGCAUUGCAUAACUACAGAGCAAAAGUAGUAGUGGAUUUUAGCGCUCAUGAAAGUUGAUAUUCAUUUUUUUAAAGAGGUUUCAGUCUCUUUCCUUAACUAAUAAUGAUUUGUCAGCUAAUUUCUAAUUUACAUGUGUGAAUGUAUUAAGUCCACUCAUUUUGCAUGCUUCAUAUGGAAUAUCACCUGACAGAUAAAUGUCCUUCCAUUUAGUGUACCACUAAUUUUACCUUUGUAUAAGCUAACAAGUGCUCUAACACCAAAAUAAUAACACGAAUUGACUAUGUACUGAAACAUUUGUGUUUCUAGCAUGGAAACAAUAUGCCCAUGUUUUUGUAUGGGCUUUUAAAAGAGAGGACAUUUUUCUCCCUUCAAAAGUGGUCCUUGCCCCAGUGCUCCCAGAGCAGGAAUGUUCUGAACAUGUAAACAAAGGGCAGCUUCAAAUAUUGUCAUGUAGACAAAGCUGAAAUGAGACUGAUAGUUAUUAACUGUGAUAUAUAUUAGAUUAAUUUAUAUAUUGAUAUUGUGCCAUUUACUUUAAACAUGUUUUCCCUCGUCCAUUGUGCAAGCAUUUGUUGUUGUCAUCUGUUGCAAGCCCUGUGUAUGAAAGGCUAGUAGGUCAUAAACGUUACAGAAAUGGCAACUAUUCAUUUUUAUAUUUCUCUUAUGUGAUAUAAGUAAUCAUGUCCUGUUACAAUACAUCUUUUAUGAAAACUUGCCUUUUAUUUAGGCGUAUUUGCUAGUAAGUUUCCAUUUUGCUUGUUUAUAUGGAAACUGUUGAAAAUACUAAGUAUUACAGUCACAGUUUGUUAUUGAUAUUAUUGCUUGUAGCCCUAAGCUGAUACAUAUGUGUUAUCUAAUUUUUGUAAUAAAAUGUUGGAAAGAAAAUUCAAA